Cheilinus undulatus (humphead wrasse) is the source of this 525-nucleotide messenger RNA. RefSeq names its product NADH:ubiquinone oxidoreductase subunit S5 (gene ndufs5). The record is from RefSeq and is a predicted model, not a curated record. The transcript has 3 exons. Lineage: Eukaryota; Metazoa; Chordata; Actinopteri; Labriformes; Labridae. Bases 99 to 413 code for a protein of 104 amino acids. Gene Ontology annotation, biological process: mitochondrial respiratory chain complex I assembly.
GACGUAUCCCUUCACUUUACGCUUGUGUUGUGGUCAGCCGUAAAGUGGAUCGUGUGAAGACGGAGGAAGGUUAAAGCGAGCCUUUCUAAACACGCAUCAUGCCGUUUGUGGACCUUCAGUCACGGCUCGGCAUCAACUUAGACCAAUGGCUGCUGAUCCAAAGCGGAUCACAGCCCCACCAUAGAGCGGCACGCUGCCACGCCUUUGAGAAGGAGUGGAUUGAAUGUUCUCAUGGCAUCGGGCAGAGUCGCGCGAAGAAGGAGUGCAAGCUGGAGUUUGAGGAUUUCUAUGAGUGCAUGCACAGGCAGAAGACACACGAUAGGCUGCACGCCAUCCGCAAGCAGCGAGAAAAGAUGAUAAAGGAGGGGACGUACACACCUCCACCCUGCCACACAGGAGGAAAGACAGAGUAGUCACCGUGAGGGGAGCACACACCUGUCUGCAGUUCUCUUCUUGUUUAUAGUCAGAGAUCAAUAUUUCCUGUUCACCUGUACAAGUUUGCAAAUAAAUGUUAUCAUCACUGUC